Messenger RNA from Patiria miniata (bat star), 1594 nucleotides. RefSeq names its product zinc finger protein 709-like. The transcript has 2 exons. Lineage: Eukaryota; Metazoa; Echinodermata; Asteroidea; Valvatida; Asterinidae. The record is from RefSeq and is a predicted model, not a curated record. Gene Ontology annotation, cellular component: nucleus. Bases 44 to 1594 code for a protein of 516 amino acids.
UGGUAAAUCCUGUCUCGCAAAGGUGAUCUAAAUAGACAUAAGAAUGUACAUCAAUAAGAAACCAUUUGUUUGUAAGACCUGUGGUAAAGCCUUUUCUGUCAAAGGUAGUCUACAGGUACAUGAAAGGGUGCAUACUGGAGAAAAACUAUUUGUUUGUGAGACCUGUGGUAAAGCCUUCCGUAAGCAAUGUCAUCUAAAAAUACAUGAAAGAAUACACAGCGGUGAGAAACCAUUUGUUUGUGAGACCUGUGGUAAAGCCUUUUCUGUCAAAGGUAGUCUUAGUAGACAUGAAAAAAUACACAUCGGUGCUAAAGCCUUUUCUGCCAAAUGUCAUCUACAGGGACAUGAAAAGGUGCACACUGGAGAAAAACCAUUUGUUUGUGAGACCUGUGGUAAAGCCUUUCGUAGGAAAUGUCAUCUACAGGGACAUGAAAGGGUGCACACUGGAGAAAAACCAUUUGUUUGUGAGACCUGUGGUAAAGCCUUUCUUGAGAAAUUUAAUCUAAAAAUACAUGAAAGAAGACACACCAGUGAAAAACCAUUUGUUUGUGGGACCUGUGGUAAAGCCUUUUCUGUCAAAGGUUAUCUACAGCGACAUAAAAGGGUGCAUUCUGGAGAAAAAACAUUUGUUUGUGAAAUCUGUAGUAAAGCCUUUUUUGUCAAAGGUGAUCUAGAAAAACAUGAAAGAAUACACACCGGUGAAAAACCAUUUGUUUGUAAGACCUGUGGUAAAGCCUUCUCUGACAUAGGUAAUCUACGUAGACAUACAAAGUUACACACCGGUGUUAAACCAUAUGUUUGUGAGACCUGCGGUAAAGCCUUUUCUGCCAAAUGUCAUCUACAGGGACAUGAAAGGGUGCACACUGGAGAAAAACCAUUUGUUUGUGAGACCUGUGGUAAAGCCUUUUCUGUCAAAGGAAAUCUACAGAUACAUAAAAGGGUGCAUACUGGAGAAAGACCAUUUGUCUGUGAAAUCUGUGGUAAAGCCUGUUCUGGCAAGGGUGAUCUCACUAGACAUGAAAGAGUGCACACCGGUGAAAAACCAUUUGUUUGCGAGACCUGUGGUAAAGCCUUUCGUAAGAAAUACCAUCUAAAAAUACAUGAAAGAAUACACAGCGGUGAGAAACCAUUUGUUUGUGAGACCUGUGGUAAAGCCUUUUCUGUUAAAAAUAGUCUAAGUGGACAUGAAAAAAUACACAGCGGUGUUAAACCAUAUGUUUGUGAGACCUGCGGUAAAGCCUUUUCUACCAAAUGUCAUCUACAGGGACAUGAAAGGGUGCACACCGGUGAAAAACCAUUUGUUUGUGAGACCUGCGGUAAAGCCUUUCGUAAGAACUAUCAUCUAAAAAUACAUGAAAGAAUACACAGCGGUGAGAAACCAUUUGUUUGUGAGACCUGUGGUAAAGCCUUUUCUGUUAAAAGUAGUCUAAGUGGACAUGAAAAAAUACACAGCGGUGUUAAACCAUAUGUUUGUGAGACCUGUGGUAAAGCAUUUUCUGCCAAAUGUCAUCUACAGGGACAUGAAAGGGUGCACACCGGUGAAAAACCAUUUGUUUGUGAGACCUGUGGUAAAGCCUUUUCUAACACAGUGUGA